Messenger RNA from Anguilla anguilla (European eel), 711 nucleotides. RefSeq lists its product as uncharacterized. The coding region runs from base 60 to 668 and encodes 202 amino acids. The record is from RefSeq and is a predicted model, not a curated record. Lineage: Eukaryota; Metazoa; Chordata; Actinopteri; Anguilliformes; Anguillidae. The transcript is spliced from 8 exons.
UUUUCUUUGUAAUUUGUGGAUACUGCAGUUUACGGAUACAUUUAUUAACGCCAAGAAACAUGGAUCGAAGGCAACCUGAGUUUUUGAAUGAUCCGCUUUGGACACCCGAGAAAACGAUUGAGGUGUCCAAUGCAUUGAUGGUCAUUCCACCAAAGGAGUGGCAGGAAGACACCAUAUUAAUGUGGAUGGCUGUAGGCAUGAAAGCUGCUGUUUUCAUCUUCGUGGUUCUGGCCCUUAUCUGGAGAUCAGCGCUCAUUGUCAAAAGAUGGAAGUGUCUGGCAAAAGAAAAUGAGUCGCUGAAAGAACAGAAUAUGGUUUUGAAGGACAUCUGUGAGACAUUUGCAUCGGCAUUGGACCUACAUGAAAAAGAAUCUAAGAGGGAGCUCCAAAAAGUGAGAAAGCAGAUGACUGAGGAAAUGAACAAUUUCAAAGCGACACUGGAGAAUGAAAUAACCAGGCAAAAGGAAAAUAUUGCAUCCAUUUACAGCACAUAUGACACCAUCCUAGAGCUGCAGCAGCAUGAAAUGGAUACUCUACAGAGGAAGCUGUCUCAGGUGCAUUCUGAAAGACAUGAGAAAGAUGUCAAGAUGGUGGAUUGUGUACUGCAGGAAGAGUCAAUGAAGUUUAAGUGGGAGGAGCUGGAGGUGGAGACCACCACAGAAGAAUGAGAUCAUUUCCUCACACUGGGCAAAUGGGGAGCUGAACGUAAGA